AUGGGUCUCGCUCCGACCGGUGCAGCAGCGCAGGGCGAUGCAUCGACCAGCACGCGUCGCUCAGCUCUCGACCUCGACGUGUACACGAGCUGCACAUCCUUGAAAAGCGAGCUAGCAGAGCAACCUGAGGCCAGCCUUGUCCUUGAACAAGCCAUCGUGGCUCUGGAUGCAGGCAGCUCAGCCGCUGAUGCUCUGGACCGCAUUGCCAAGCUGCUCCUCGUGCCAACCUGCACGCUGUCCGUCGCUUCUCAAUUCAAGCCAGUCCUCUUGGAUCUCCUCGUCCGAAGUCUCAAGCAAGCUCUUGGUGCUGGCAAAGACGAUGCGCAAGUGCUUGUCCAGACGUUGCAUGCAUUUGCCGUACUCAUCAGCGUCUUUCCUGCGGAGAUCUACGACUUUUCGACUCGAUUCGUCAGCAGCCCUUCCUUUUCAGCAUUACCUCAGAGUCUUUCGACGGCCGCACCCGAAGUGCGCAAUCAGUUCCUGCUGGACCUUUACCGACUCGCCGCCGCCGCCCCCAACACCUUCUCUGGCUCGCUCGAAGAAUCCUAUUCUCUAUGGGCUCAUCACAUUAUCUUCUCACCGGAAUCAUCCGAUCUGCUUCAAACACGCUUGCUUGCUAUUCGCUUCUUCGCUCUGCAACAGUGCAUCAGCGAGAAGGGACGACUGGAAUUGCAGCAAAAGUGCCUCGAUGCGCUCUCCCUCGGCGCUUCCGACCCAUACGCCCUCGACGCUGUGGCUACACUUGCUUUCGAGCCAACUGGGAUCAACCUCUGGACGCUCGAGACGGAAGAAUUCGCGCGCAUUCAACAAGCACGAUCGCUGGUCGCUUCCCGCCAGAGCGCCUUCUUGCCACAACGCAGUGAGACUGACGUUGUAACGGACAAACAACAUGCUCCGCUGUUCACCGACGACCUCUCGCCCGAGGUUUGCGCCAUCGGUGGUGUCCUGCUUGCAUGUUCCCAUCAGAACACAAGCCGAGACGGAUCGAUGCCGCUCGAGGAUCAAUUCGUCGAGACGGCUGGCAUCGCACCAUCGCUAUCUGAACUCGCUCUCCGCCUCAGUGCCAACUAUCCCAUCCUCGUCUCCGGUCCACCCUCGAGCGGCAAAUCAAGCUUGAUUCGACACCUUUCUCAAGUGCUCAAGGGAGCUGAAACAGCAUCCACUUCCAGCCACCUUCUUGCCAUCCAGCUUGGCGAUCAGUCAGGUAUCGAUGCCAAGCAGCUCCUUGGCUCCUUUGUCUCGAGCCCAACCGAGCCAGGCAAGUUUGAAUGGACCGAAGGCGCUCUCACCCGCGCUGUCCGUCAAGGCAAGUGGGUCGUCCUCGAAGAUAUCGACAAGGCAGGCUCUGAGGUCCUCAGCACCGUAGCGCAGCUCGUCGAACAGCUCGGACCCACCAAGGCCCUGGGCACUCGAACCGCCAUCGAUCUCGGCACUCGCGGCAAGGUGGUUGCGGGUGAUGGUUUUGCUCUGUUUGCCACACGAUCCGUCGCAUCUUCGUCUCGACAGGCAUCUGCGCCUUCCAGCGCCACCUUCCUCGGCAGCUCGCAUUGGUCCGAAGUCUACAUCGACUCACCCAGUCAGAACGAUGUUAGCAGCAUCCUGGCCAACAAGUUUUCUCGUCUGACUGCACAGCAGUCUCACUUUGUCGACCGUCUGGUCGCCACUUGGUACAAGCUGCAACGUGCCACGCAGCCCUCCGCGGCGUCUUCUCUAGCAAGCGCCAAAGGUGUCGGCGCGAGCGCUGGAAGUGUCCGCACAGCGACUCUGCGAGAUCUGAUCAAAUGGUGUCGCCGCGUUCAACGUCUCCUGUCCGCCGAUUCUGCGAUGCUCUCCGAUCCGCUCAACAAUCCUGUUCAACAGGAGGAGAUCUUCAUCGAGGCAUGUGACAUCUUUCUCGGAUCAGUGCCACCAGCUCAAGAUGCAUCAGCAACAACAGGUCAGGCUUCUGCGAACACCUCGAAAGCGGCCAACGGAAAGAGCACCGAUCGCUACAGCGCACUCGUCGAGCUGCUUGCCGAAGAACUCGGCUUGACCAGCGAACGAGCGUGGUGGGCCCUGAAACAACGCAUCCCAGAGCUCUCUGUGAGGUCGGCAGAGACGUCACUCAACAAAGACGCAGGGUCCAGUCUUAUCCGCGUCGGUCGUUGCGAGCUGCAGCGUCGAUCCAAGGCCACUGCAAAACGCGCUGCGCCCGUCUCGAGAAAGUUCGCUAUGACCAAACCGUCGCUGCUGCUGCUCGAGAGGUUGACAGUAGCCACCGCUUUGGCCGAGCCUGUGCUGCUCGUCGGCGAGACGGGUACGGGCAAGACAACGGUAGUGCAACACCUCGCCUCGCUCCUUGGUCAGCCCAUGGUCGCGCUCAACCUCAGUCAGCAAACCGAGAGUGGUGAUCUGCUUGGAGCUUUCAAGCCACUCGAUCCCAAGGUGCCAGCAACCGAGCUGCACGAUCAGUGGACCUCUCUAUUCGCACGCACCUUUUCGUCUCGUCGCAAUGCUCGCUUCGUAGAGGCGGAGCGCAAGGCUUUCGUCGCUGGCAAAUGGUCGCGCUUGGCUCUUCUGUGGCGCGAAUCGGCCAAGAUGGCAUCCCAACGCAAAAGGGGCGCCAGCAAGACCGAUACCACGGAAAAUGCAAAUGGAGACAUCACCACCGCCGACACAGAAGGUCGUCCAGGCUCCGGUUCAAGAAAGAAACGCAAGACGGAGCGAGGGCCUGCGGAAGGCUCGCCUGCUGACCUCGACGAUGCUCGGGCCGACGCAGAGCUCGAUCGCGAAUGGCUCGAGCUCGAUGCGAAGGCGAGAGACUUUGGCGUUCAACAUGGAAGCAAGAAAAAGAACCUCGUCUUCUCAUUCGUCGAAGGGCCGUUGGUCAAAGCACUCCGUCAAGGUGAUUGGAUCUUGCUCGACGAGAUCAAUUUGGCCGCCGCCGAGACGCUCGACAGCCUCACUGGCCUGCUGCAGUCCCCGAGCUCGAGCAUCACGCUCACCGAGCGCGGUGAUCUGGAGCCGAUUCCGCGUCACCCCAAUUUUCGCCUCUUUGCUUGUAUGAACCCUGCCACCGAUGUUGGCAAGAAGGAUCUGCCAGCAAGUCUGCGCUCCCGCUUCACCGAGCUGUACGUGCCCAGUCCUGAUGCCGACCGCGAGGCGCUCACGGCCAUCGUCGAAAAGUACAUCGGCGAGCACGCGUUGGGCGACCGAGGCGCGAUCAUGGACAUCGCCGAAUGCUACGCCGAGAUUCGACGUCUGGCGCAGCAGCACCAGCUGGCCGAUGGUGCUAAUCAGCGACCGCACUUUUCCAUCCGAACGCUGUCGCGUGCCUUGACCUUUGCAACCGACAUCGCUCCUCAAUACGGAUUGCGACGCAGCCUCUGGGAAGGUUUCGUCAUGGCUUUCACCCUCCUACUGGAUGAUGCCAGCGCUAGAGUGGUACGUGCCAUCAUUGAGCGUUACACUUUGACCAAAGCCAAGAAUGCUCGUGCCAUCGCCACAUUCGUUCCGCCCGCGCCCAAGGGUGCUGAAGAUGGCGACUUUGUCCAAGUUGGACCCUUCUGGCUUCCGACAGGGCCCGCCCCGCUUGAUGCUGCCGAAGACUACAUUCUCACGCCCUCCGUGCAGAGCAAGCUGGUCGGCCUAUCUCGAGCAGCCUUGACCCGCCGCUUCCCCGUCCUCAUUCAGGGCCCCACCUCGGCGGGUAAGACGAGUGCCGUCGAGUACCUCGCUCGUCGCACUGGACAUCGAUUUGUCCGCAUCAACAACCACGAGCACACCGACAUUCAGGAAUACAUCGGCUCGUAUGCUUCGGAUCCCGACUCGGGCAAGCUCAGCUUCCAGGAAGGUUUACUCGUCAAGGCGCUUCGUAGGGGAGACUGGAUCGUGUUGGACGAGCUCAAUCUGGCACCCACCGAUGUCCUUGAGGCGCUCAAUCGUCUACUCGACGACAACCGCGAGCUGGUCAUCCCCGAGACAGGCGAAGUGGUCAAGCCUCAUCCGCACUUCAUGCUCUUCGCGACGCAGAAUCCGCCAGGCCUGUACGCCGGACGCAAAGUGCUAAGUCGAGCAUUCCGUAACCGAUUCCUCGAGAUUCACUUCGAUGAUGUGCCUCGCGCUGAACUCGAGACCAUCUUGACCAACCGGUGCAAGAUCGCUCCUUCCUACGCAUCGCGCAUCGUCGGUGUCUUCGAGGAGCUCCAGAAGCGUCGACAGGCUGGUCGCGUCUUUGAGACCAAACAGGCCUUUGUCACGCUGCGAGAUCUAUUCCGAUGGGGUAAUCGUGAGGCCGUGGGCUAUCAGCAACUGGCAGAGAACGGCUACAUGCUCAUUGCAGAGCGAGCACGUCGCUCGGAUGACAAGGAGACUGUCAAGGACGUCAUCGAAAAGAUCAUGCGCGUCAGGCUCGACGUCGAUCGUAUGUAUCUCCUAGAAGGUCCAGAAAGCGAGACAACGCUAGCUCGCAUCGGGAAAGGACUCGGCAGCUCCAUUGUCAACACUCUUUCAAGCACGAGUAUCGUCAGGACAUCGGCGUUCCAGCGAUUGCUGUGCCUGGUUGCUACGAGUCUGCGUUACAAUGAGCCUGUGCUUCUCGUCGGAGAGACGGGUGCGGGCAAAACGUCAGUCUGCGAAGUGCUUGCUACUGCUUUCGGCCGCGAGCUGCACUGCGUCAACUGCCAUCAGAACACAGAUACUGCCGAUCUCCUAGGUGGUCAACGUCCUCUUCGCAACCGAGCAGCCCAACAAAGUGCGGCAAGGGCCACUUGCAUCGACGGCCUGGAUGCUCUGCAGAUCCCUCACAACUUGAGUGCAGAGAGUAAACUCGAAGACGUGUCUGCUUUUAUCGAAGCGGUACUGUCGAAAGAACCUGAACAGCUCGCAGCGCUCGAAGAAGUACAGAAGGAGGCCGCGCGACAGACGCUGCGGACUGCUUUGCGCGCCGUCUACCAAGCUACGGCGCUUUUCGAGUGGCAGGAUGGACCUCUGGUGCAAGCGAUGCGAGCUGGCGACCAUAUCCUGCUCGACGAGAUCUCAUUGGCGGAUGACAGCGUGCUCGAGCGUCUCAACAGUGUAUUGGAGCCUGCACGAACGCUAGUUCUUGCAGAGAGAGCCACAUCAUCCAGCCAAUUGAACUCGGAAGCAGAUCUCUCGGCUUCGCAGAUCACCGGAGCAGACGGCUUCCAGGUGCUCGCCACUAUGAACCCUGGUGGUGACUACGGCAAGAAGGAGCUGUCUCCCGCGCUGCGCAACCGCUUCACCGAGAUCUGGGUGCCUCACGUCGACAUCCGCGCCGAUUUGAUCCAGAUCAUCAACGCGCAGUGGAAGGAUGCAAGCCUGUCGGCAUGGACCGAGCCCAUCAUCGACUUUUCCGAGUGGUUCAUUCAUCAGAUCGGCGGGCGUGACCAGUCUGGGUUGGGCUUGCGUGAUCUCCUGACGUGGGCAUCGUUCAUGAACCAGCUCGCCGCCAACGCAUCCCUCGAUCCUGCUCUGGCCUUUGCUCACGGUGCUUCAUUGACCAUCAUCGACGGUCUUGGCGCUUUGCCUGCCACAUCUGCCAUGACAGCUGCAGGCCUGGAUCAGCUUCGAGACCGCUGUCUUGCCAAGGUGGCCGAGUUGAUUGCGCCGCAAGAAUACGACCCGAAGCUUGCAAGCUUGUUUGAGGUCGACGUUUCUGACGAGCGCUUGCGCAUCGGACCCUUCGCCAUCUCGCGUGGAAGCCUUGACUUGCCCUCGCAGGGAACCGGCUCGUUCAGCUUUGGUGCAAAGACGUCCGCCUCCAACGCCAUGCGUGUCCUGCGAGCCUUGUCUGUUCCCGGCAAGUCCGUGCUACUCGAAGGAAGCCCGGGAGCGGGUAAGACGAGCUUGAUCACUGCCCUUGCGGCCGCCGCCGGUCGACCGCUGACGCGUAUCAACCUGUCGGACCAGACCGAGCUCGUCGAUCUGUUCGGUUCCGAUAUGCCUCUGGAAGGCGGGGGCCCCGGAGAGUUUGCCUGGCGUGACGCCGCUUUCCUCACCGCCAUGCAGCAGGGCGAGUGGGUGCUGCUCGACGAGAUGAAUCUCGCCUCUCAGACCGUGCUCGAAGGUCUCAACUCAUGUCUCGAUCAUCGUGGAACUGUCUAUGUGCCAGAGCUGGGACGCUCCUUCACUAAGCACCCCAAUUUCCGCAUCUUUGCCGCUCAGAACCCUCACCACCAAGGAGGAGGUAGGAAAGGACUUCCAAAGUCGUUCCUCAACAGGUUCAUCAAGGUGCAUAUCGAGGAGCUCACGGGCGAAGACAUUCUCGCCAUCAGCUCGCACCUGUAUCCCAACUUUGAUGUUGACCGGUUGCGCAACAUGAUCCGAUUCAACUUUGAACUUCACCAUGAAGUCGUCGUCAAGCACUCGUUCGGAAGGAUUGGAGCGCCAUGGGAGUUCAAUCUGCGAGAUCUGAUGCGAUGGCUCGACCUGCUGCACUCCGAUCUGGGUCUCAACAAACUCGGCGAUCCCAUAGAACACCUCGCCUCGCUCUAUGUCCAGCGCUUCCGAACUGUGUCCGAUCGUCAAGCGGCCCGUGACCUGUUCCGCAAGUCUUUCGGUGGUGACGCGGCGAGUGACUCGCGCAUCUUGCCGACCAUCACACCCAGCCAGGCACGAAUUGGACACGCCGUGUUGCAACGCAAGCCCGCCCUGAAUGCCAUCCAACACCGUCUCGUGCUUCUGCAGAGCCAGCUGCCCGUGCUCGAGGCGUUAAUGGACUGCGUUCACAAGGAGUGGCUCGCGAUUCUGGUCGGACCCACGGGCAGUGGUAAGACCAGCGUCGUAAGGCUGCUCGCUCAGCUGGCUGGAGCACGACUGGAGGAGUUCCAGAUGAACUCGGGUACCGACACUAUGGACCUCAUCGGCACUUUUGAACAGUACGACCCAUUCGGUCGUUCUCGUCAUGUUUUGAGCACGCUGCUCCUCGAGAUGCAACGCUGUUCGGAAACAGUCGCGGCGUCUAGUAAUGAGCACUUUGGCGCGUUCCUAGCUGCACGCAACGUGCUGGAGGCCGCUACCGGAUCCUCGACGGACACGUCUGAACCCGAAAGCUUGCAACGGGCCGUCGAGGAUGUCAGAAUCGCUACGAGCCAAAUUCAUGACGACGCUUUGAGAAAAGCUCUCGAAGAAGCAUAUGCAUUGGCGAUCGAAUUGGCGCAGAGCUCGUCGGACGCGCAACGAACCACAGGAAGGUUCGAAUGGAUCGACGGACCUCUGCUCCGAGCAUUGCAAGAAGGCCACUGGCUCAUGCUCGACAAUGCCAAUCUGUGCUCCGCCUCUGUGCUGGAUCGACUCAACUCGCUGUUCGAAGUCAACGGCUCCCUCGUCAUCAGCGAGCGAGGCGUCGUCGACGGCAAGGUACCCGGUUUUGCUUCGAGUGAUCUGGAGAGACUCGCGCCGCUCUGCGGUGGUGAUUCGACCCUGUCAGCCAACUCGGUGGUCUCUGUCCAGAGAGCUCUCAUGGAUGCAUCGCUCCGAGCACAGCUGGUGCAGCGCGGACUCGAAGAUCGAGACGUCCUUGAUGCAGGUGCAUACCUCACGGCUCAUCGGGACGCGGCCAUCUGGACUGCCAGUCACCUCAUCCUGACCAACGCAUCGCUAGCGUCUGCCGCCUUGCCUCUCUUCCUUGCAGGAGUUCAAGAACCUGAUUCGGAGGCAGAGGCGUCCCUGUUGAUUCGCCGCGGCUCUCCAAGUGCUCUGGCGCUGACUUGGCAGGUCAUGACCCGAUGUUUUUUGUCAGUGCCGGUGGAGAUGUCGGCGCUGUUGCAAGAAGUCAUCUCGACCACAUACCUCCUUCAGGACUCGAGACAGGCGCUGCAGCUUGACCGGAUCAACUCACAUCGCAUCUCCCAGGAAUUGUCCGACUAUUUGCCUGUCGACCUACGCUACGAUGAUAAUGUGUGUCGCUUGCUCGGAACGCAGUCCUCGCCUUCACAGGCGGUACAGCUGCUCCUGGCUGCUAUGCUUCGUCGUCUGGAAGCACAGCAGAUCCGAGAAGUAGCAUCGACGAAGCGCAUGCAGGAUCUCAGCACCUUGGAGCGCUCGGCAAGGCUCAGCAGCACCGCCAUGGUGCAUGACGAAGAUCAGGCCACGACUGCUGUUCGCAACGUCUUCCCCUUGAUCGUUGCAGUGCACAAUAUGAUCCUUGCUGCUGUGCAAAGCGACCGCGCCGCUGCUCUGUCGCCUCUGACCCUUCGCCAAGUGGCUCUCUUGCUGCGCUCUGCCGAGUAUCUGCAGACACUCUGCACGUCGACGGAGCUCGACUUCUCGUCCAUCCAGAUCUUGAUCCGAUUCAUGUCGGAUCUGAUGAGGGAGAUCAGCGCCGGCGGCGUUGAAAACGAUGUCAGCUUGGUCCAAACGAUUGAUCUGCUCGGAGGCUCGCUACAGCUUACAACGGGCAAAGCUCUUUUCCCAAUCUGGUCGCUCUUCGGCGCCGACGAGGGCAUGCAGACCAACAUCUACCAUCUCAUCUGCGAUGAGGUGACGCUACUUUCCGCUGCUGCUGGCGGUGACUUACUCAAGAAUGCUCUGGACGUUGCGGCCACUCUGUGUGUCGCAGGCAAGCAGUCUGCCGCGCCUUCCGAGUUGCGAGACAUGAUGCAGCUGGGUUGGCAAACGCUCAAAAUGAUUCGGUCUGCCAGCAACAAGGCCGCCAUUCAGAGCCAGGAGCAGGGCGUUUCGAGGUCUUCUGCAACAGAAAAGGCCGAGGCGGCGCUGCUCAACCUUGCAGAGGUAUCCAUCAAGACGCCUGACUGCCUUGGAAGCGCAUCGCAAAUGUCGAGAAUGAAGCUCAUCAUGCACUUGCUUGAAUCACAUUCGUCGCCGUUCCUGCAAGCUGCCGCUGCUCCCUGCCGAUCGACCCUGUGGGCACUGGAUUCUGGAGCUGCUCAGUCGAACGCCCUCCUUUCCGACUUUAGCUGGAUCCGACGUCUCUGGCCUGCUGAAGCCGGCCAAGCAUCGACAAGCGACGGACCAGCUCACCUGUUGCGACCCUCUUCGUUGCAGACCUUGCUCGAGUCGCGCCUUGGUACUAGAUCGCUGCUGGAGAAAUCGUUCCACGAUGCCUCUGUGGGUCGCAUGAUCAAGACCGUGGGCGCCGCGCUGCCUGCAAGCUCGCCUUCGCGGGGGGAGAAGCUGGCCGGUAUCUUGGUUCGCUUUGUCACUCUCGUUUCGGAGACGCUGUACAAGGCGGGUCUCAAGGAUUUGGCAGAGCACAACCUUCCAGCAUGGAAGCGCGAGCAGGGACUGGCCGAGUGCCGCGCUCAUCUCAAGCAACUCCUGGAAGUUGGUCAUGGGCGUCUCUCGGAUGGAACAGCUUCCGCGCUGUCUGAAUGGCUGACUGUACUCCAGGAUGAGCUCGAGCCUGCCCUGUUGCGCUCGCACGAGGUCAAGGAUGCUACCAUGCUCGGUCGAGCGUGGAUCUCUGUCUCCUUGGUCAUGUUGCGACUCUAUCUGCCCAAUGUCGCGCUCGAUCCAAUCGUGGCUCGCAGGACCAUGGCUGACUUUGGCGAUUUCUGCCGAGCUCAGCUGGAGACCGCAUUGGAUCUUGAGGUCUACGCCGAGUCGAUCGUCACGGGAGAGAAGAGCAACCGUGUCAUCCGCGACUUGCGAGCUCAGAUCGAAGAGACCAGGAUGUCGCUCAAGACACAAGCUGGCGAUCGUGCACAAGCUUGGCGCAAGCCGAACUUGAAGCUAUUGUCGCAGUUCUACCGCGAGACAUCGUCGUUCCUGCGCGAGGUAGUGACCACUCAGCGAGUCGCUGAUCUGGUUCAAGCCUUGGUGAGUGGGCCUUUCGAGCAGGCGGAGCAGCGAGAGGCGAGCUUGCAAGCCAGCGUCCUCUCGUUCGGCGACCGUCUGCGAAAGACCUUUGCAGAGCUUCGCGAUAUGGUGGAGCCGAUCAUUGCAUCGCUCCUUCAGCUGCAGCUGGGUCUGCGUCUGGUUCGUCAGGCCUCUCGAAUCGCAUCAGCGCCGGUCGACGUCCAGCAACGUGGUGCCAUCGUCGAAGCACUGGUUACUUUCCCUACCGCAUACAGCUCAACUUUGCUGCGCCAGGUCGACCUCUCGAGUCAGUUGCAAGCACGAUCCGAUGUCUCUGCUUCGCUGCUCAUCGCCUCGACGGCUUCGGUGGCGUAUGAUCACACCUCGCUCGGGAUCGAGGUGCUCGAGAGCCCCGACACGCUGCGCAACAUCAGCCGCAGCUACGAGAGAAUCUUUCAGCUGUGGGCGCUCGAUCGAGAGAGGGCUAAGCGCGAGGAGGAGGAAGCCUCCAGCCUGUACAAGUCGCGCAAGAUCGAAGAGUCCAUCGACUUGGAUGCAGAGGCCGAAGAGAAAGAGUUCCACUCCUUGUUCCCCGAGUACGAGGACGACGUCUUGGAUGGUCCGAGACCCGUUGCCGUCGCAAACGGUCAGGAGCAGGCAAAGUACAAGGGUGUGUUGCUGGCUCCGCCUCGCUUCGUGGCGGUCUUGAAUGCGCACAUGGCCAUCUUCGGACAGAGCUCCCAGCCUAAGGCAUCGGCUGAUGCGUACCACGACGAGCGCGAUGGUCUUGUGACCAAGCUGAUGCGCAAACAUCACGAGGACUGGCCCGAGACCCUCGACCAGGCUGGUGCUGCCUUUGGUCUCUUGUCGGCCAUCGACGACCAGCUCGCAUCGAGCCAGAGCACCAAAGACUUCAAUUUCUACUUGGACUCGCGCCCCUCUGAAGUCCGAAAGGCGACGGCCAUCGUCGAGGACCUGCGAACGCGACUGAACGUCCUCAUCGAAGAAUGGCCCGAGCAGAUGGUCUUGCAGCACAUCCGUGAUCGUUGCGACGCUGUUCUGCGCCUCGACGCCGCCAGUCCGGUGGCAAAGAUGCUGAGCGCUCUCGAGCAGCUGCUCACCCACACGGAGGACUGGGAAGGAUUCGCCAGCUCGCAGACGUCGAUUCAGGCAAACCGCGAGCGCAUCUCGGCUCAGAUCAUCGAGUGGAGACGACUCGAACUGUCGUGCUGGGCAGAACUGCUCAACACGCAAGCUCGUACCUUCCAGGAUGAGCUCAGCGAGUGGUGGUUCCGCGUCUACGAGAUCCUCAUCCGCGGAACGAGGGCCGCGUCGGCAGAUGGACCGGAAGCGUUCAAGGAACAUGUCGAGCAGCUCAUCGAUGCCGUCGAUCAAUUUGUUCGUUCCAGUCCCCUUGGACAGUUCGAGGCACGCUUGUCUCUCCUCGAGGCGUACUCACGCUUCAUCGAACGCCUGGUGCGCCUGGCGCCACCCAAGGAGAGUCGAGGCCUCAAGGAGGUGGGCGUAGUCCUGCAGAAUGUUACUACCUUCUUCCGCCAGUUCGACGAACGCAUCUCGGGCACUCUUCAAACCCAACGAGCGGUGCUCGAGAAGAACAUCACGGGCUUCAUCAAGCUGGCCAGCUGGAAAGACAUCAACAUCCACGCGCUCAAGCAGUCGGCGCAGAAGACACAUCGACAGCUGCACAAGACUUUGCGCAAGUUCAGAGACAUUCUUCGUCAGCCAGUCGAUCCCAUGCUGGCCUCGCAUCUCGACGCGCUCACUCGACGAGAGAUCCCAGCUUUGUCAAUCGAGUCACUCAGUCACCGAAGGUUGCUCGACGCCAACGAGAAGCCGAGCGAGGUUUGGACCCAAGCCGUCUCGUUUGCCAGCCUCAACGAGUCGGCGCCGGAGCACAUUCGAAACGUGGCCAAGACCCUGGCGGUGCUUCAGAAGAUGACAAGUGAUCGUCUUUGGCCGGCUCUGCUUCUUCCUACGUCGGCAGCUGUAGGCGUGGCAGACUUUGCGGACGAGAUCGUCGACCGUCAGCAGCAGCUCGCCAAGCUGACGCCAGCCUUUUCGAAGGAAGACAACGAGAAGGCGAUCAAGAACCUGACGGCGCGCAAGCGUAAGGCAUGGUCGGACUUGCUCAAGGAACUACGUCGCGUCGGCCUGAGCUCAUUUGUCAAGACCGAUAUGGCGGCAAGGAACCAGAGCGUAAUGCACAUCUACACACGACCGGCUUUGCUAGCUGUCUGCCCCGCCUCGCUCUCGGAUGAGCCGUUCACGACGCUCGAGCGUCUGUUCUUCCGUCUGCUGGCUGCGCUGCCCAAGGUGCGCAACUCGUUGCAAAGUCACAGCCCAGACUUGUCGACGGCUGAGCUGCAGCGCGGUAUCAACUACAUCGAGCACGUCACGCAUCUUGUGUUGCAGGAACGCGACCGUAUGCAUUCCGAGCUGCAGUGCCUAUCGAUGCUCGAGAAGCUCAACGCGCGGAUGCGAGAUCUGCAUGCCGCCGGACUGGCUACGGUUACACGUGCCUCGCGAUCGGCGCCGUUCCAGGCUGUGGCUGACUUCAUUGCCCGCCUCGCAGACGCGCUCAACGAGAUCAAGGCACAGGCUCCCAAGUUCCUUGCCACAUCCGCUUUCCCAGCGCCGGUUGGUGAAACAUUCCUCGGACGCCUUCCCUCUCUCGCGGCUGAUCUCGUGCAGAGGGCCUCGAGCAUCGAGACCAUUGCCAAGACCGGUCGUGUGCACGACGGUGAUGGUGGCUUGUUCUUCCUCACAGAGCAAGAGCAUCUCGUCGUUGAGACGAGUCGCAAGCUGGUCGAGGACCUGCAGCGAGACCUGCACGAUCAUGUGCAGUCUCUGCCUGCGCUCGAGGCACUUCUCUACCCGGUAUUGCAGUGGACGCGCGGAAAUCUCCCGCUGUUCGACCGAUGCCUCGCCACGCUCAAAGCUCCUUUGAAGGGCAAGUGUCAGCCAGAGGAUCUCGUCCAGCAAGCGAACACUGUGGUGUCGGCUGUCUUGCAGGUGGCGCAAGAUGUUCGUCGAGCUGGUGGUGCUGCGGUUUCGGCAGAACAAUCCGUCGCUUCCGAAGAUACGGCAGACGGUCUUCCCGAAAAGAUCAUCUCAACCGAGCUGCAGAGGCUACAGAGCCAGCAAGCAAGCCUGCGGUCGGCCUCGGUGAUCUCCGAAGUCGAGAAGCUCUCGCGCAUGGCACAGCAGCUGGCGAGGGAUGCCGAAUCCGAAGAGAUGGUGCAGGUGCAGCUCGCCGGCGUCUACCCUUUCCUUCACGAAUACUCGGAGUUGCUGCGAGCCCAUCUGCUUGCGUCCGCACACUUCUCGAGGAGUCUGCUCAAGCUCGAUCACACGCUGUGCCACCUGAUUACUGCAUUGGCCAGCAAAGGGUUCUGCAAGCCCCCUGAGGAGCAGCAGAACGACGACGGCGAGGGCGAGGAGGGUGAGCAGCUCGAAGGCGGCACUGGUCUCGGCGAUGGUACGGGCGCCAAGGACAUCACAGAUCAGAUGGAGGACGAUGACGAGAUCGAAGAACUCCAGAAGGACGACCCGGCCGACGAGGGCGAAGAGGGAGAGAAGACAGAGCGCGAGAAGAACGCAAAGGAAGCGGAUCAGGAUUUUGGCGGCGAUCUCGAGGACAUCAGUGUCGAUGGCGACGACGAUGCCGGCAGCGAUCAAGACGGAGACGAGGGUGACGAGCAAGAGCCUGAACAUGCAGUUGGUGACGUUGACCCGCUCGACCCGAAUGCUGUUGACGAAAAGAUGUGGGACGGAAACGACGAGGACGAAGACGACAAGAAGGACGCACCGGAGGACAAGACCAACAAAGAUCUUGGUGCCGAUAACGCCGACGGCAAAGAGGCCGAGUCGGUGCCCAAGGCCGACGAUUCGGGCUCUGCCGAUGAUAAGCAGAAGCAGGAGCGUCCAGCGGAAGGCAGCCGGGACGAUCAGGAGGAGCAAAAACAGCAAGACGACAGCAAGCAGGAGCAGACCGAUGGAGAUCAGCAAGACGGCGCGGACGAGCAAGACACUGCCGAGGCCGAAGAUCGAGAAGGCGAAGAAGGCGAGGGUGCCGAAGAGGAGGAGAACGAGGACGCCGAUGUCCAGGGCGAAGGUGGAGGUCGUCAGCUGGAUCAAGAAGCCGAACAAGGCGAGAACCUAGAACUCGACGACGACCUCAACAUGGACGGCGGCGAUGGAGACAGCGAUGGCGACGAUGAUGGUCUCGACGAGCUCAGCGAUCUCGAAGAGAUGCCUGAUGACCAGCGCGAUGAACAGCGCGAUGACAAGGCGAUGGACGACCUCGUAGAUGAUCAACCGCAAGGGGAUACCGAUGACCAGAAGAACAACGAGGAGACUGCGGACGGAGAAGCGGCCGAUCAAGAGCCCGAAGAGGAGGCUGUCAAGGUGGAUAAAGAUGAAGGCGAGGAUGCCAUGGAUGAAGAUGGCGACGAUGAGGAUCCAGAAGCUCAAGCGGAGCAGCAGCAAAGGUCUGCGAACGAUGACGCCGCUGGAGGCCAACAAGACCAGGUCGAUCCCUUUGACAUCGACGCGGUUGAUCAAGGUGCCGACAACGGCGGGCAGGACGAGUCCGCCACCCAGCAGCAAUCGUCGCGUUCACAGCGCGGCAGGAGGGUGGAUGCCAGCAACGAACAGUCGCAGGCCGAGCAAGGCAUGGACAUGGACGAGUCGGCCGAUGCGGCACCGCAAGAGCAAGCAGACCAAGCUCCCUCGGCCGGCGAGCGCGGAGCACGCGCGCCCAAGGCCGAACGAGACGAAGCUUCCGGUGAUGCCGAGCAAGACGGCGAGGCCGAAGCCGAUCCCAAUCCUCUGCGCAGAAUGGGUGAUGCGCUGGAGCAGUUCCGUCGCAGGAUGCAAGAGAUUCAGAGCGCCCGAACAGAGGAAGAAGAGGAGCAGGUUGCGGGCGAGAAAGCCGAGCACGACGGCGAAGGUCCUCCUGAGGACGGCGACGUCGAACAUGUCGCCAACGACGACGCUGCUGAGUUACAAGCGCUCGGUGCUGCACAGGAGCAGGACGAGGUGCGCAACCUUGGAGACCUCGGUGUUGAAGAAGAGGACGAGUCGCUGGGUGUCAAGCCGCGUGGACAAGACGUCGACGAGCAAGAAGAGCCCGAACAGCGAGAGCCUCAGCCUCUGCCCGAUCAGCCGGUCAAGGAGGAGCGCAACGAUACCAGUGACGGUCAACAGAAAGCCUUCAUGCCUUCGGAUCUUAAACCGCCUUCUUCGUCGUUGACCGCCGAGCAGGAAGCACUACUCGACCGAGACGGAGACGCCAACAUGGCUGACGAAGUCCAAGUCAAGACGGAAGAGGAUGACGACGAAGCAAUGACCCCUCUGCCGGAUGACGUUCGACAAGAGGCGGACGACGAGGUACAGGAGCAGCUCGAAGCGUUCCGCAACGUCGCCUCGUCCGAAGAGCGUCUCGCCAAAGCUGGUGACUUGUGGAGAUCCUACGCGUCGCUCACGGCCGACUUGGCCUUCUCUCUAUGCGAGCAGCUGCGACUUAUCCUCGCCCCCACACUGGCCACACGUCUGAACGGCGACUUCCGCACGGGUAAGCGUCUCAACAUGCGCAAGAUCGUGCCCUUCAUCGCCUCGGACUUCGCCAAAGACAAGAUCUGGCUGCGGCGCACCAAGCCGUCCUCGCGCGAGUACCAGGUGAUGCUGGCGAUCGACGACAGCCGCAGUAUGGCCGAAUCGCGAUCGGCGCACUUGGCGUAUCAGACGCUGGCGCUGGUGACGGGUGCGUUGUCGCGGCUGGAGGUGGGCGAUGUGUCGAUCUGUCGUUUCGGCGAGGACGUUGACAGUCUGCAUGAGUUUGGCAAGGGAAGUUUCAACGAUCAGAACGGUGCGCAUGUCAUUGAUCGGCUUGGGUUCCAGCAGAAGAAGACCAACGUGCUCAAGUUGGUGGAGAAGUCGCUGGAGACUCUAGCUGAAGCGCGCGCCUCACGCUCCUCGUCGUCCGCCUCGCAGGGGGGAGACCUGUGGCAGUUGGAGAUCAUCAUUUCGGACGGCAUCUGCCAGGACCAUGCAAGGCUUCGCUCACUGCUGCGCAAAGCUGCCGAACAACGCGUGAUGCUCGUCUUUGUCGUCAUCGACUCGCUGCAACCCGCUCCCACGGCCAGUGGCGCUUCAACGCCCAAUGCAAACAAGCCCGCCGCCGCUGCUGCCACGGUGCAGCAGCAGCAACAACAGCGAAGCUCGAUCCUGGACAUGACCAACGCCAGCUACUACACGGACGCCAACGGCCGGCUGCAGCUCAAGAUGGAGCGAUACAUGGACACUUUCCCCUUUGACUACUAUGUGGUGGUGCGCGAGGUCGAAGCGCUGCCGGAGGUGCUUUCUGCUACGCUUCGGCAGUGGGUUGAGAAGAUCCGCGAGACCGAGUCGUGA
This is a messenger RNA of Sporisorium graminicola, 16194 nucleotides long. RefSeq lists its product as uncharacterized. Bases 1 to 16194 code for a protein of 5397 amino acids. Gene Ontology annotation, cellular component: nucleus; preribosome, large subunit precursor. The record is from RefSeq and is a predicted model, not a curated record. Gene Ontology annotation, molecular function: ATP binding; ATP hydrolysis activity. NCBI's taxonomy places the organism in Eukaryota, Fungi, Basidiomycota, Ustilaginomycetes, Ustilaginales, Ustilaginaceae. The transcript has 3 exons. Gene Ontology annotation, biological process: ribosomal large subunit assembly; rRNA processing.